This is a messenger RNA of Penicillium paradoxum, 2664 nucleotides long. Its product is annotated as PA and RING finger domain protein. The transcript has 2 exons. NCBI's taxonomy places the organism in Eukaryota, Fungi, Ascomycota, Eurotiomycetes, Eurotiales, Aspergillaceae. The coding region runs from base 1 to 2664 and encodes 887 amino acids. The record is from RefSeq and is a predicted model, not a curated record.
AUGCGACCACCACGCUUGAUCAUUGUCCUCUUCUGCCUAAUCUUCUUUCCGAUCCUCCUGACUAUCUUUUCUGCGCUUACUUCGCCCGAUGUAUCGACUCCGAAUACACUCACUGGUCAAAGGACGGGCUUGCGCGCUCUAUUGUCUUUCAACAUUCCGUCAUCCCUCUUUCCGCCAUCGGCCAUUAUUAGUCUCACUGACGAUAACUCGACUUUCUUCCUCGCGCGACCAGCAGCAUUUGGUCCGCUCCUCCCUACCAAAGGUCUCAGCGGUCAGCUAUGGGUAGGGAGUGGUUUCGGAGAGGGAGGGUUAGCUGUUGGGGUAGAAGGAGAAUUAGGCUGCUCCGAUAUUCCCGGCUGGGGUGAAGGCACCAACCAUAAGAAACAAGAAAAGCCCUCUAGGGGCGCAGAACACAGUUCCGGCCGGUCCGGGGGUAACACAGUGAAUGAUCGGCCGUCAAAGCACGCGCGGUCGGUGUCGCAGGCCGAUGCCAUACCACCGAAUGAUCGAGAUGAUACACCCAUUCGGCCAUCCACAAACGACGGCACUGACGAUUAUUUGCACCAUCCACUUCCUGGAUCCGGCGCUUCGAACCCUGGAAUGUCUCAGAAAUACGGUGAUCAUGUCCAAAACAAACCACCGGCACAUGCCGAUAUCCAAUCGCUACAGGAAACUGCCGAAAUCCAGGGUAAGGUGGUGCUUUUAAGUCGAGGUGGCUGUGGAUUUUUAGAAAAGGUCAAAUGGGCGCAACGGCGAGGAGGAGUCGCUUUAAUCGUUGGCGAUGAUACUCGAGGUGGCAGCCUGGUCACCAUGUACGCGCGAGGCGAUACAUCGAACGUUACAAUCCCAGCACUGUUCACAUCUCACACAACUGCUCACCUUCUAUCUUCAUUGAUACCCGGACAUUCUGAGGGAGCUGCAAGCUUGGAAGAUGUCCUGAAAUCGUCUAAAGCGAAGCUUGCAGGUCAAGCUGACGCCGAUAAAGAACGAAUCAUAACUACCACGACAACCUCGAUUGCACCAACUCCAACAGCCAGCAGCCAGUCUAUGGCAAAGGGAAAACCUGAAGUGUCAUCUAAUCCAAAUGGUGGGUUCCUCCACGCCAUUGGUUCAUUCCUCGGGCUGUGCGAUAAGAACGUGGGCUCGCGGAAUUUGGAAGACAGCCGACGCCCUCCCAGCAGCGGCAAUAUUGACUGGGUCAACCUAGACUCGAGGAAUUAUAAGGAACCAUCUUCGAGCUCCUUGAGGAAAUCAAGAGAUCUCAACCACCGGGCUCGGACCACAGCCGACGACACAUUCGCUGGCCGCAAGGCCGAGAUCUCGGCUGAACGUUUUCAGGACGAUGACUUUGUUAUUGGGGUUCAAGAUUGGAGAGACCCCGAUUUGAUGCCUCCCAAGACUAGCAAACAGGCGACAGGUAGCACCUCUGCCACCGGCAAGAACACCUCCAAGACGGCUAGUAAGAUCAAAGACGUCGCUUCUUCCUCCCAUGGCCUUGAAGGCGGCAGCAUCACACCUGGAAGUGGAGAAUACCAGAGCAUCGAUAAGUCCAGUCUCGGUUCUCAUAAGACUCCCCCAACGGGGUCCAAAAACGAAGACAUUGAAGUUCAUGGGAAGUCUGGAUCUUCCCUGAAGGGUUGGUUCUCGAGCCAUUUUGGCUGGGGAGAUGGUAUAGAGCAAGACCCCCGGCCUUCUUCAUCCCCUUCGGUUCAGAAAAAUGUUGUAGCGAACCAGAAAUUGCAAAAUAGCCCUCAUGUAUCGAAUCGCCUCGGCGUGGAGUCUUUUGAGCACGAAGGACUAUGGGUUACAAUGACACCCACGAGCAUGUCCACCAGCCCCUUCUUCGAUACACUAUUAGUCCUUGUUGUGAGUCCAUUGCUCACACUGACAGUUGUGUAUGCCCUUUUGCUACUCCGAUCACGAAUUCGCCGUCGCCGCUGGCGUGCUCCAAAGUCAAUCAUUGAACGACUUCCUGUCCGAACCUAUCACACAAUCGCCACCACUUCUUCCUCGUCUUCCAACUCAACGCGCCCCUCGAGUCCCAGUAACCUCUCCCCUACCUCUCCUCUCCUUGGCAACGAAAGCCGAUCAAGCCCAUCCAGAUCAACCAGAUCACGUUCACAAACAUUUUCAGGCAUUGUGCCAGACUCGUCUGUCGUGCCUAAGGAGGAGAAGUGCAACCUACAAGGUGGAUCCACCCUGUGGCGACGGAAGUAUACAGGAAGGCAGGUAGAGUGUGUUGUAUGUCUCGAGGAGUAUAUCGAUGGGCAGAGCAAGGUGAUGAGCUUACCAUGUGGUCAUGAAUUCCAUGUGGAAUGCAUCACGCCCUGGUUGACUACUCGUCGCCGAACUUGUCCCAUCUGCAAAGGCGAUGUUGUUCGUUCGAUGACUCAUUGUCAGUCCAGUCAAUCCCGGACUCACCAAGAACAACCACACAAUGAAGUUCACUCCCCGGAUUCAGGUUCUCGAAACAGCACUUCUUCUGCUCCAGUACUCAUCGAAGGUGUCAAUGACGCGUCAGAUACAGAGCAAACUGCAGGUCUACUUGGUGACCAUGCAAAUUCUGCCCCACAGUCAAGCUGGAGAAACCUGGCGACCCUCAGCUUUUCAGCUCUCAGCGGUGAUACUAUAUGGCACCAGGCCCGUGCAGAUCGCAAUCGGUAA